AUGCCCUACAAGUGCUUCCAAUGUGGUAAAUCCUUUAGCGAAAAUGGCAACUUGGUGAUACAUCUAAGAACUCACAGCGGGGAGAAGCCAUAUGACUGUCCAGAUUGUGCAAAACGUUUCAUUGGAUAUUCCCACCUUGUGAGACACCUGAGGACUCACACAGGAGAGAAACCCUUUGAAUGUCCUGUUUGUGGGAAAGGUUUCAGUAAGAAUUCUGUCCUGGUGAAACACCAGAGGACUCACACUGGAGAGAAACCAUUUGAAUGUCCUGUUUGUGGGAAACGUUUCAGUCAGAAUUCUAAUCGGGUGAACCAUCAGAGGACUCACACAGGAGAAAAACCCUUCGAAUGUCCUCUUUGUGGGAAAUGUUUCAGACAGAAUUACGACCUGGUGAAACACCAGAGGACUCACACUGGAGAGAAACCAUUUGAAUGUCCUGUUUGUGGGAAAUGUUUCAGUGAGAAUUCUCACCUGGCAAAACACCAGAGGACUCACACAGGAGAAAAACCCUUUGAAUGUCCUGUUUGCAGGAAAAGUUUCAGUCAGAAUUCUGACCUGGCGAAACACCAGAGGACUCACACAGGAGAAAAACCCUUUGAAUGUCCUGUUUGUGGGAAAAGUUUCAGUCAGAAUUCUAACCUGGUGAACCACCAGAGGACUCACACAGGAGAGAAACCGUUUGAAUGUUCUGUUUGUGGCAAAGGUUUCUGUCAGAAUUUGAACCUGGUGAUAUACUGGAGGACUCACAGAGGAGACAAAUCUGGCUGCUCUUCUCUGGCUGAAGCAACUUCGAAGUUGCCUAACUUGUCCGACGCCCAGUCUCAUCAGGACCUGAAUAAGAUCUCAGCAGCCCUGGAGUAUUCAACCGACGCCACUCUCAAUGCGACCAGGUUUUCGGCGAAAUCUCUCGGUUCCACCAUAACAUCCCGUCGCCUCUUGUGGCUCCGUAGUUGGCAGGCAAAUGGCAACUUGCUUCUGCGCCAUACACUGCGGGCACCCUAUUCGUUACUGGAGCUGUCUCGUCUUUUGGGCAAGAUGGUGUCUAUGUUUGGGAUUACCCCGUGGUCUCGCUUACACAGCAGGGAACUUCAGUGGCUCCUGCUUCCAUACCAGAAGGCCCAACGCGACAAUUCGCUCUCACGUCUGCAGCUGCCAGAUCCAGUCCUCCGAUCCUUACAAUGGUGGACCUCCAAUGCCAUCUCUCAGGGCACUUGCUACAGGGAACCGCAUCACGUUCAGCUUACCACCGACGCCAGCCUUACGGGUUGGGGUGCCCAUCUCCUUCAUCUCAUGGCGCAAGAUCAGUGGUCCGUGAGAGAGAGCCUCCUCAAUAUCAACUUGCUAGAGUUGAGGGCUGUUCGUCUCACCCUCAGCCACUUUCGCUACCAAGUAGCGGGCAAAGAUGUCUUGGUCCUUAUGGACAACACCACUGCCAAGGCCCACAUCAACAGAUUGGGGGGCACUCGCUCCCGGUCCCUCAUGGCAGAGGCUCUUCAACUAGGCCUGUGGGCAGAGGAACACCUGAAUUCCAUCAAGGCGGACCACAUUUCAGGGUCAGCAAAUAUCCAAGCGGACGCCCUCAGCCGGAACCUCAUGGAUCACAGGGAGUGGAGCAUUCCACCAGAUCUCUUCCUCGAAAUAUCAGCCAGGUUCGGGACUCCCCUGGUGGAUCUCUUCGCCUCAUCGGCCAACCACCAGGUUCCCCGAUACUUCUCCAGGUAUCCGGAGCCCAGGGCCGAAACUCUCUCCGCAGCCGUGGCCAGCAGGGCUGCUAAAGGCAUUCCCGCCCAUCCCGGUGAUUCCCAGAGUGAUCCGGAAGCUCCUAGAAGCCAGGGCAGAGCUGAUCCUCCUGGCUCCUUACUGGCCCCAGCGGCCUUGAUUCGCGGACUUAAUGUCCCUGUCUGUGGCUCCUCCUUGGCGCCUACCAGAUUCCAAGGUGCCUCUGACUCAGGGGUCCCUUCAUCAUCCGGAUCCAACGUGGCUUCGCUUGACUGCCUGGCGGUUGAGCGGCUCAUCUUGAUGGCUGCCAACCUUCCUCCGGACGUCAUUGCCACCAUCCAGGCUGCUCGCCGUUCCUCCACAAUGUGUAUAUAUGAGGCCACUUGGCGUUCCUUUUCCGCUUGGUGCUCCAGAGCUUCUCUCUCUCCUACGACAGUCACCAUCGCUCACGUGUUAUCCUUCCUCCAGGACGGUCUCAAGACGGAUCUAGCACCUAAUACCCUUCAGCGACAGGUGGCAGCCCUAGCGUCAGUCCUGGCAUUCGGUUCCACCGAAUCACUCUCUCGGCAUCCUAUUAUCCGGAAUUUUCUUCAAGGGGCUGCCAACCUGCGUCCUCCAGUUGUCCACCGCUUUCCUACCUGGAACCUCAACAAGGUCCUCAACGCCUUGACGGCUUCUCCGUUUGAGCCCCUUCGCGAGGUUUCUCUUCGUCUCCUUUCCUUCAAGGAGUUUCUUCUCCCAAAUUUCUGCUCGGGUCCUUCACAUCAACUCGAACGCUCAUGGCAUACCUUGGACGUCUGCCGGGCUCUGAAGGUCUACAUCUCCAGGACGGCUUCAAUCCACAAGACGGAAGCUCUCUUCGUGGCAUUCCAGCCUGCAAAUAUUGGUUCCCAGGUUUCGGGUCCUGCCUUGGGUUGGUGGCUCAGAGCCACUAUCACCAUGGCCUACCGCCAUUUGGGCAUCCCUGUGCCAGGCCACAUCACGGCCCACUCAACCAGGAGCGCCGCCACUUCCGUGGCUUGGUCGACCCAGGCAUCUCUGGAGGAAGUCUGCAAGGCUGCCACAUGGACCAGCAUCAGACCCUUCAUUCGCAACUAUAUGCUGGAUUCCUUUGCCUCAGCUGAGGCAUCCUUCAGUUGCCGGUCUGAAUCUGGCAAAAGCUUUUGUCGGAACAGUUCCUUUUUGGUUUACGGAAUAACCCAUACAGGAGAGAUGCCCUACAAGUGCUUCCAAUGUGGUAAAUCCCUUAGCGAAAAUGGCAACUUGGUGAUACAUCUGAGAACUCACAGCAGGGAGAAGCCAUAUGACUGUCCAGAUUGUGCGAAACGUUUCAUUGGAUAUUCCCACCUCGUGAGACACCCGAGGACUCACACAGGAGAGAAACCCUUUGAAUGUCCUGUUUGUGUUAAAGGUUUCAGUAAGAAUUCUGACCUGGUGAAACACCAGAGGACUCACACUGGAGAGAAACCAUUUGAAUGUCCUGUUUCCGGGAAAAGUUUCAGUCAGAAUUCUAACCUGGCGAAAUACCCGAGGACUCACACAGGACAAAAACCCUUAGAAUGUCCUGUUUGCGGGAAAGGUUUCAGUCAGAAUUCAUAUCUGGUGAAACACCAGAGGACUCACACUGGAGAGAAACCAUUUGAAUGUCCUGUUUGUGGGAAAUGUUUCAGUCACAAUUCUAACCGGGUGAACCAUCAGAGGACUCACACAGGAGAAAAACCCUUCGAAUGUCCUCUUUGUGGGAAAUGUUUCAGACAAAAUUAUGACCUGGUGAAACACCAGAGGACUCACACUGGAGAGAAACCAUUUGAAUGUCCUGUUUGCGGGAAAAGUUUCAGUCAGAAUUCUAACCUGGCAAAACACCAGAGGACUCACACAGGAGAAAAACCCUUUGAAUGUCCUGUUUGUGGGAAAUGUUUCAGUGAGAAUUCUCACCUGGCAAAACACCAGAGGACUCACACAGGAGAAAAACCCUUCAAAUGUCCUCUUUGUGGGAAAUGUUUCAGACAGAAUUAUGACCUGGUGAAACACCAGAGGACUCACACAGGAGAAAAACCCUUUGAAUGUCCUGUUUGCGGGGAAAAAUUCAGUCAGAAUUCUGAACUGGUGAAACACCAGAGGACUCACACAGGAGAAAAACUCUUUGAAUGUCCUGUUUGCGGAAAAAAAUUCAAUCAGAAUUCUGAACUGUUGAAACACCAGAAGACUCACACAGGAGAAAAACCCUUUGAAUGUCCUGUUUGCGGGAAAAGUUUCAGUCAGAAUUCUGACCUGAUGAAACACCAGAGGACUCACACAGGAGAAAAACCUUUUGAAUGUCCUGUUUGCGGGAAAAGUUUCAGUGAGAAUUCUAACCUGGUGAAACACCAGAGGACUCACACAGGAGAAAAACCUUUUGAAUGUCCUGUUUGCGGGAAAAGUUUCAGUCAGAAUUCCAGCUUGGUUAAACACCAGAGGACUCACACAGGGGAGAAACCCUUUGAAUGUCCUGUUUGUGGGAAAAGUUUCAGUCAGAAUUCUAACCUACUGAACCAUCAGAGGACUCACACGGGAGAGAAACUCUUUGAAUGUUCUGAUUGUGGGAAAAGUUUCAGUCAGAAUUCAUAUCUGGUGAAACAUCAGAAGACUCACACAGGAGAGAAACCCUUUGAAUGUCCUGUUUGCGGGAAAGGUUUCCGUUACAGUUCCAACUUGGUAAGACAUAAGAAAAUUCACACAAGAGACAAACCCUUUGCAUGUGUAGAAUGUGGGAAAAGUUUCAAUGAAAAUUCUUACCUGGUGAAACACCAGAGGACUCACACAGGAGAUAAACCUUUUGAGUAACGUGAUUGUAGGUAUAUUUCAGUCAGAAUUGCAACUUGGUAAAACACCAGAGGACUCACACAGGAGAGAAACCCUUUGAAUGUCCUGUUUGUAGCAAACGUUUCUGUCAGAAUUUGAACCUGGUGAUAUACCGGAUGUCACAUAUCAAUGCCUGACCUCCCAUGCCAGGGGGCAGGGAGGACUUGCUAGGGCUAACCCGCAAGGACCACCCUCACCCUUGACCCCUCCUUACUUAGCUCUGCCCCACAGGUACUUAAGGUCCGGCCAUGCGGUCCAGGUCCAGGUCCAGCUGACCACCUGUAAGAUUAAGACAUGCUGUAAUUAAAGAUUCAUUGAUUUAACACUUGCUGAGUGUGAUGGAGUUAUUGGGCCUGAUCCUCGAACACUCCUAACAAAAUGGUAGCAGAGGAUGGUUGAAUAGCCCAAAUACUCCAGGAUAUGCCAAGGAAACCCAAGCCGACAGAAACAACGAGCAGAGUGAAUACCAGGGCAUUCACGAAGAAAAUGGCAGAGCAGACCCAGUCGGCAGAAACCAUGCAGAGGGAGAUGCUGGAGGCGAACGAGCAGUUUUCCAGCCCAGGCAGCCCAACCCGAACCAGCGAAGGAAGACCCGAAACGGAAAAUGGAUCCGAAGCAAACGCACACAGAGAAAAUGACCUCAAGAGGAAACUUCUAAGGCUGAUCAACUUGGCCCCAACCAAAGCAGACCUCAUCACGGAACUCCGAAACCUGGUCGACGAUUGCAGAGCAGCGAGUGAGGAAGAUGAGGCCGAGUCAGACCACGCAGCCGACGACACAAUAGGAGACGAUUGCCCCUGCCAGAGAACCACCGAAAAGGCCGAAAACGAAUUCAUGCCAUUUUCGCGGUGGCCAUCUUGGAUGAUGACAUCACCCAAGAUGGCCGACCAACGACCAAUAGACUCCCAGGAUUCAAAUCCUAUGGCGGGAAUCGGGGCCUACUCCAAAGUAACAGCCCAAAACAACUGCAAUGACUGGGGCGACCCUGACACAAAACCCACGAGCUCGCCUACCAAGCUCGAGAUCGACAAGGCCAUACGAUUACUAACCGCGGCCUUUGGGACAAAAAUAAAGUUACCGGGCACAUAUUCCGACCUCCCGGAGGGGCCCAAAAGGAACACCGACGCGCGAGAGGCAGUCACCGAUGCCUACCCAGAGAGGGCAACCACUGUGACAUGGGCACAGUGUCAACCGCGACCCACCGGGGACCUCCCAAGGCCCACACCAAGACUCGUGCCGGAAUGCCAGGGAUGCCACGACUACUCACCCGAGCGACGGUCACAGCUGAGGCUCUUGGAGUCACCGGCGAACGUGGGACCCGGCCCGAUCCCCGGAUGCAGCUUCCAUGCUAGGCCGGGCCAUCCGCACCUCCACGCGAGCUCCGCGGGCCUUCCGAUCUUCCCCGUCGACCCGAGAGUCUUCCCGGUGAUCCAGACGACCACCAGAGGAAUCUUCGACCACGCGAGGCCACCCAAGAGCAAGCCGAGGGGCCAUCCGGACGAGUGGGGCCUUCAUCCAGGAGCUACGGGUCCAAGUUCCUUCCCCGACGAGUCCUGGGCAAGAAUGAAUCCCGAGCAUGCGCAGAUCCCGCCUGCAAGGAGAAAAGAAAAGACCAUAGAAGCAAGUCAGUACAGACUCGCACCAAGCAUCCCUUUGCCAUACUGCAAGUUCCCUUAUGCACAAAACCAUGGCCAGCGACAUCCUGUAAGUAAUUCCACUUAUAAUUCAGGGACAUUGCCAACUGACUUUCCAAAGUUAAGAUUAGAUGGGACUAAUUUCUUGGAGUGGAAUCAGCAACUCCAGGUCAUACUUUUAAAGGAGAAUUUGCUAUUCCUGGUUACUGACCCCCCUGAAAAACCAUGGACUUUUGAUUUAGACUGUAUGCAUCAUAAGGCGUACUACAUGUUAAUUGCUAGCGUUUCGCCUAGUAUUUACCCCAGCAUCAGCCAUCACCUAACAGUUUCUGAACUGAUACACAAAAUGAAUGAAUAACCUAUUCUACAGUAAGAGCGUAGCCACUACCACAGAAUUUCCAGGGAGUUCCACUCAGCCAGGCUUAGGCCAGGAACCUCUAUGAGUGAACACUUACUAACAUUAAACACUACUAGGGCGGAACUAAUACAGAGAGGGGAGGUCAUAACUGAGGGGAGCAUGAUCAGCAUUAUUAUUAAUUUGCUGGACUCCAGCUGGGACAAUUUCAUUACACAGUUGGAUAGCCUCAACAUAGAACAGCUUACAUUAGAGACACUGACUAAUAAACUCAUAGCCGAAGACAACUUAAGGAAGGACCACUCAUCAUGCCGCAGAGAAUAUAAACCAGUCAAAAGGGUGGAGUUCCAAAGCAGGAAUCACAGCGUAACUGAGUGUUUCCUGUGUGGUUCCAGGAAUCACUAUAAGAGGGACUGCCCCAAAAAUGCAAGAGAUAGGGACCGAUUCUACCACAGGGACAGGCCAGACCAUAAGCUAAGACCCUCAGAUAGGUAUUCACCCGACAACAGGCACAGACGUAGGGAUUCCCCAAACCCCAGAGACAGAAGGAGACAUCGGGAUAGUUCCAGAGAAAGCCAGACAGGAUCACUGUAUGGACUUGGGGACCAGGAACACGACAUUAGCCAAAACAAGGGAGAGGGCACGUGGCUCCUAGAUUCAGGGGCUACCAUACAACAUACGAUAGGAGAUCACUCACAUCAUUCACCAAGGCAAGUUUUAUAAUUAAAGUGGCAAACCAAAAUAAUGUUCAGGUAACUGGAAAAGGGAACACGUACAUACCAGGGAUAAGAGUGAUAGAGGGGGUAUUGCUCGUACCAGAAAUACCAUAUAACAUACUCGCCACAUUAAAACUGAGCAGAGACAACAACGUUGAAAUUACAUUCAGAGAAGGGAAGGCACAUAUAACAAAGGAAGGUAAGAGCAUAGGGAGAACCCUAGUCAGGGGAGGCCUACCAUACUUCCACCCAGACAGCGACACACAUCCCAGAGUCAAUGCCAACCUCAGAGUCAAGCUAGAUACUGCAGCCAGCGGGAACAAAGAGGGCAACAAUGAAGAAGUAGAGGGGGACAGCCGCAAACACACAUCCGAUGACCCGAUCGUUCAUGAGUCACCUGAUAGGGGGAAACCAUCGAUAGGGAAACCCAUCCAUGAUAACUGUGCACACCUUUUACAUAGGAAGCUGGGGCACAUUAGUUUUCCAGUUGUACAGAAAAUGGUUGAUUGUUCUGAAGGUGUAAAAUUAAAAAACUGUGAGAACUAC
Molecule: messenger RNA, 7811 nt
Organism: Pantherophis guttatus
Lineage: Eukaryota; Metazoa; Chordata; Lepidosauria; Squamata; Colubridae
Source: RefSeq, a predicted model, not a curated record